Anoplophora glabripennis (Asian longhorned beetle) is the source of this 559-nucleotide messenger RNA. RefSeq lists its product as uncharacterized. The transcript is spliced from 3 exons. The coding region runs from base 34 to 399 and encodes 121 amino acids. Lineage: Eukaryota; Metazoa; Arthropoda; Insecta; Coleoptera; Cerambycidae. The record is from RefSeq and is a predicted model, not a curated record.
GAACUGUUGCAAAAAAUUAAACGGAAACCAAAUAUGCCAAGGUACAUCGUCGACGGAUUUGUGUUCCACGUCAACAUAACCAAAGGGAACCCCCCAAUGAUAUAUUUACGCUGCUUAGAAUAUAAAAGACUCGGAUGUCAUGCUAGGGCCGUAAUUCCGUACGAUGGAUCGAUCCAGGAUAUUAAAGUUAAUAAGCCACACAACCAUCCUCCCGACUUUGCCGCCGAGGAAAAAAUCGUCUUUAUGCGGGAACUGAAAGAAGUUAUGUUGAAAAAUCCCACUGUUCCCAGCAGGACGGUGUACGCUACACUCUCAGAAGUGUAUCCCACUGCCGCCAGAGAGACACCUUUUGAUUCCAUAAGACAUAAAAUGAACCGCUGGAGGAGACAGCAAGAUUAAGUUUCUCAGUAAAGUGUUUAGGAUAGUUAAGCUUUUUCAUAAUAACGCAUUUUUUUAUUUUGCUGUACGAUUGGUAUGCAAUUAAAUUGUGGUGUUCGUAAUCCUUUACUAAAGUAAAUGAAAAUUGUUAUUUGAAGGAAUAAAAUUUAUUAAACGCAAA